Messenger RNA from Oryzias latipes (Japanese medaka), 858 nucleotides. RefSeq names its product chromosome 4 C1orf146 homolog (gene c4h1orf146). Gene Ontology annotation, cellular component: chromosome. The record is from RefSeq and is a predicted model, not a curated record. Lineage: Eukaryota; Metazoa; Chordata; Actinopteri; Beloniformes; Adrianichthyidae. Gene Ontology annotation, biological process: reciprocal meiotic recombination; synaptonemal complex assembly.
UUACUUCAACCUUUCAAUUGAACCUUCAACUUCUGUCAGAUCUGGCAACCCGCUUUUCGAGCGUGUUUGCCGCGAGGACCGUUCGGGUUUAAUCAACUGCUAGUUUCUCGAAUUUGAAGCAUUGUUGCUAUUUCAAUUUUUUUUAAUAUCCGUAUCCAGUUAUGGCGGCAGGUCGAGAAACUACUAGUCAGUGGAAAACAACGGUCAUAAUUAGCUCCUCAAUUCAGAACAAUGAAUCCUGCAGGAUACUCAGCGCUCAGCAACACAGAAUCCGAUUUUCUGACAGCAUCACAACAGGAACCUUUAUUUUCCCUUUGUCAGGGACUGCAUUUCUAUUUGUUGAGCCUCAAGAGCGUCCAGAGGAUUUGGAAGAACUGGGACUCAUGGAUCAGAUAAAGAACUUUGUGGAAAUCCAUCGUAACUGCUUCCUGCUUCUGUACGCACCCUUUACCGGACCCAAAGAGCUGAAAACUUUGAAGCUGAUUCAAAACAGGUUUUUCGGCAGUAAUCUUAAGAUCCUCACCGUUCGAAACUACGCAGAAAUGGUGAAAGGAAUGCUGAUUAUUGUGAAGGCCACUAGUAAGCCCCACGUGGACAGCAUCAGGGACAGAAUGCUUCUGGCCAGAGCUCACAUUAUUGAGACCAGCCCCGUGUGGGAGAUGCUGAGAGACAUGUUAUAAAGCCCAGUGAGGCUCCAGAACCUUCUAGCGUACACUGCAAACCAGGAUCUCUGUAUAGACGUGUACAUUUGUGCAUGAAACAUGUUUUGUUUUCUGUUUUAGGAUGAAUUCUUUUAGAUCUUUGGACGUCAUUUCAGUCAAUCUUGUUAAAAAGAGAAACUGCAUUUUCUGUCUUCAG